CUGAUUGGAAUAAACUGGAUUAAGAUAUUUGAAGAACAUUCAUCCCUAACAUUACAGGUGACACGUGUAUUUUGGUUGAUAUCACAGCCUGUACGAUGGACCCCAGAAUCCUUCUCAUCCUAAUUUCCAUGGUUUCAUACACCUCAUUAGACAAAAUUUACUACUUUGUGAAUCAAUCAAAAAACUUGGAUGAUGCUCAACAAUACUGCAGAGAAAAUUACAUUGAUUUAGCUUCAACAGAUGACUUGGCAGCAAUGGAUGAGCUCUUUGCACAGGAAAACUACACAUACAGUGAAUCUGCUUGGAUAGGACUGAAGAAAAUCAACCUUAAAUGGUGGCAUUGGGCUAUAUCGGACAGAGAAUUUUACAAAGCAGGUGAAGCUGAUUACAGAAACUGGGCACCAUUACAGGAAAUCGACAUUGUUGAUAAUGAAGACUGUGGAAUAAUGGAUUCCAGUGGACAAUUCUUUGAUGACUCUUGUGUUACUCUUAGACAUUUCAUAUGUUAUGAUGGUAAGGACCAGAGCUAUGUCUUUAUCAAUAUGGCAAAGACAUGGAGAGAUGCCCAGAGGUAUUGCAGACAGUAUCACACAGAGUUGGUCAGUGUGAGGAAUAAGAAUGAGAACCUGCAGAUCCAAAAGCUGAUACCAGCAGGAGAUAAAGUAUUUAUUGGCCUUUUUAGAGACGCUUACAUGUGGUCUGAUAACAGCAAAUCGUCAUUUAGAAACUGGCAUCCAAACCAACCAGAUGGAUCAGGUGACUGUGUCAUGCAACUCUUAAAAGAGCACAACCUAUGGGAUGAUGACCAAUGCAGUAAUCCCAAACCAUUUUUCUGUUAUUCCAUUAUGAAGAAGAGGCAGAUCAUUAAAAUGGUGGUGAAAUCUGACCAGAAUGUGAAUGACCCUGGUAUGAAUAUGGCCAUAUUGGAGAAGGUGAAACAGAAACUGGAGGAGAUGGGAAUGCCAAAUGACACCAAUCUGGAAUGGAAGCAAUCAUCAGAAGGAAUCUUCAGACCAUUGAUGAGAUAGAAGAGGGGACGAAGAGAUAGACGACGAUUAUAGUUAUGCACUCUCUUUGUAUAUAUCCACACAUUUUGAUUCAGAAUAAUCUCACAAAUUCUUAGAUCAUUAGAUUAGCUACAUUUAUUCAUUAAACAGACACUUUUAUUCAAAACAACUUACAAACGAUGAACAAAAACAAUUCAUGCUAUGGAUGCAUUAAGUACAAGAAGUCAAUGAAAUAAAAUAGUUGAUUGCUUCUCUUGUAGAUACUUAUGUAAUGACUAUUAACUAAACCUUUUUUUCACUGCUAUUUUCAUGUACUGUUGAGUCAUUUCAGAAAAUUUUGCAAUGGGACAAUUACAUGAGGUCAUUUGCAGUUAUGUUUUUAUUCAUAUUACAGACUGCAGCUGAUUUCCUCAACCAAAAUUGAUGUAUCAAAACCAUUUACUUAUAUGUUACUUAUCACCUCUAAAAUACAGAAGGCAUUUCUGAUCCCUUAUACAGUAAACCAGAUGAUGUGGAUGGUUGGCAACUGUUAUGGGACACCUGUGAUAGUUUGUUAGUCAAACCGCAGAUUUGCCAGAGCAAUUUUGGAGUAGCACACUCAGAACUAUCCUGGUCCUGCCGAGUAGCCACUCCAGAUCUGGACUCACCUAAAAUUACACAUUUAUUCCAUUAGCUUCCACCCAUAGGCAUAGGCUUGAGUUUAAGUAGGUUAGAUCUUUUAUUUAUGGACAUGCAAAUGGAACAAAUAUGUUAAUCAGCAUUUCUUUUGCAUAAUUUCAGAUGCAAAAGAAAACUACAAAACCCAUUUACCUACUGUAGGAACAUAUUUUAAAUGACCUUGCUUAAACAAAACAAACAAAAAAAAAACAUUCUGAACAAACCAAUCCAGGUUGGAUCUGGAGUCUGCUUUCUCUGUACUGAAACCCUCAAUCCGCUCAAUCCCAUUUACACCUCAGGAUUUCUUUCUCGCCGUUCUAAGACAGAAUGACAAAGGUGCAAAAAUCCACCGGCCCAUUUAAAACUGAGGGGUUCCGUAAAAACACUUUACAGUCGCUUGAUCAUCCACCAACUGAUUGUAGUACAGAAGCAGCUGCUCCGGUACAGAAUACAGUGAUUUCAGACGGGGGAGUCUGACCUUGCACAUGCAGGUAUGUUUUCAAUGUACUUUUUGAAUCCAAUAAGCAUAUACCGCUAUAAUUAGUGUCAACAAAUGAUGUUUACCGCAAUUCACGCAAACGACAGCACAAAACCCCAAACACGAGUCCUUAAAAUAUCACAUUGAAUGCGAUAAUAAAAAUAGAUAUUAUUAAAACCAAGUCAACAAAAGUUUCAAAUGUAUACCGAUUGUACAUUUUUUGCCUAAAAUUUUGUUUUUAUUUGUAGUGGGUAUAUAUUGUAACAAAUCCUCUAUAUCAUAUGGUAACCAACCUUUAUUUUUUGGUACUAAAUUGAAUACUUAGUCUUUAACAAAAUUGCAUUAAUAAAACUUAAGUAGUUUAAUGAAAGUUGUAUUAAUCAUUUAUGUUACUCAAUUCAAUUUCAUGGAAUUUUGUUAUAAAAUUUCAAUGCAUGAAUC
Messenger RNA from Xyrauchen texanus (razorback sucker), 2583 nucleotides. Its product is annotated as macrophage mannose receptor 1-like. The transcript is spliced from 6 exons. NCBI's taxonomy places the organism in Eukaryota, Metazoa, Chordata, Actinopteri, Cypriniformes, Catostomidae. Bases 96 to 1028 code for a protein of 310 amino acids. The record is from RefSeq and is a predicted model, not a curated record.